GCGGUAAAAGCUGUGCCGGAGCUCAGGUGUGUUAAGCGAGCUGCUGAGGGGUUUACUCCAUCUUUCCGACGCAAGGCCCGCCCUCUCCGCACCAUUGGCUGCGCCCGGCAGCUCUCCAGCCUUUUGUACGCGGGGAGAUGCAGCUGUCAGCCCGCCCGGCUGCCGAUCCCGGCUCGCUCCCGGACUAGGAAUGGGCAGGAGGAAGUCGCCUGUUGCCCUCCUGGUGGCCCUGUGGCUCGGCCAGCUGGGCACGUGGGCAGCGGGGCGCCCCAAGGUGAACCCCAGGAUCAUCGCGGCUCCCCAAGGUGCCAAGGAAUAUGUGUUCCCACGGAGGGAGAGGUUCCCAGUGUUCUUCCACCAGGAAAACUCCUCCUCCAUCUACAUCGGGGGUGAGGGGAGGCUCUACUACUACGACUUUGCAACGCGUGAGAACUACACGGAAGAGUUCCCAGUGAGAAAUGAAGGCCAGUGCAUGUCCUCUGGGAAUUUGGAGGACAGCCGGAAUUACCUGACCCUGGUGGAGCAGUACGGGGACGGGCUCCUGGUGUGCGGGACUGGCGCCUGCGCUCCCACCUGCUGGAAUGUGACGCAGAGGAAGGAGAGCCAGCCCUGGGAUGGGAGAGGGAUCGCUCCCUUCACCCCUGACUCCAACACCCUUGUUGUUGUCGAUGGCCAGGACAUCUACUCCACCAUCAAGAAGAGCCAGCAGAACGGGAAGAUCCCUCGAUUCCGCCGCGUGAGGGGCGGGGGAGAGCUCUACACCAGCGACACCGUGAUGCAGAACCCUCAGUUUGUCAAGGCCACCACGCUGAGGCACGAGGAGCCUCACCAGGACAAGAUUUAUUACUUCUUCCGCGAGGACAACCCGGACAAGAGCCCCGAGGCGCCCCGGAACAUCUCGCGGGUGGCCCAGCUGUGUAAGGAGGACAGGGGAGGAACCAGCUCCCUCUCAGCCUCCAAGUGGACCACGUUCCUCAAGGCCACCCUGAUCUGCGUGGACCCCGUCACCAAGGGCAACUUCAACUGGCUCCAGGACGUCUUCUUUGUCCCUGCCAGUGACUGGCGGCACUCCAAGGUCUACGGGCUCUUCACCAACACCUGGGGGAGCUCUGCCGUCUGCGUCUACUCCUUCGGGGACAUCGACAACGUGUUCAGGACAUCGCGGCUCAAAGGCUACAACGGCCCCACCCCGGAGGUCAAACCCGGCCAGUGCGUCCCCUCGGGGCAGCACACGCCGAGCGAGACCUUCAAAAUCGCGGACAGCCACCCGGAGGUGGAGGAGCGGGUGGAGCCGCUGUCGCCGUCGCGGAGCCCCCUGUUCCACAACAAGCACCGCUACCAGAAAAUCGGCGUGCACGAGGUGCCCGCGGCCGACGGGCGCCGCUACAACGUCCUCUACCUGGCCACAGACAAGGGGUCCAUCCACAAGGUGGUGGAGCUGCCAGAUGGGGUGCAGAACAUCGUGGAGAUCCAGGUGUUCCCCAACAAGGAUCCCAUCCAGUCCAUGAUCCUGGACCACGCCAGGGCCGUGCUCUACGUGGGCUCCAGCAGCCGCGUCCUGGAGCUGCCCAUGGACAUGUGCGGGGCCUACCGCAACAACUGCCACAGCUGCGUGCUGGCCAGGGACCCCUACUGCGGCUGGGCCAACGGCUCCUGCCUCUCGCUGGCCCUCAGCAGGGACGUGCUCCAGAACCUGAACUUGGACUCGUGGCGAGGAAGCUGCCAGAGGGGCGACGUCAAGGAAGACGACUUCCGCAACAUCUCGGUGAUGCCGCUGUCCCGCUACUACCUCAACUGCUCCAUCGAGUCCCACUACGCCACCUACAACUGGUACCACGAGGACGUGCUCAUCAAGAGCUGCAACACCUCCCACCCCCAGCACGACUGCUUCCACUUCAUCCCCAGCGUGCGCCGCGAGCACUACGGCCACUACGUCUGUGUGUCCGAGGAGGACGGCUUCCGCCAGGCGCUGGUCAAGGAGCGCCUGCUGGACCGCCAGCGCUUCCUGUGGCAGCGGGGCCGUGCCCCGGCCGUGCUGGCCUCGUGGCUCCAGCUGCUGCUCGUGGUGGCCCUGGCCGAGCUCUUCCACUGACGCCGUCCCGCUCGCCCUUGCCCGCUGCAGCUCCGUGGACUUGGAGCCUUCCUGCCCGCCGGCCUCGCUGGCGGAGCCGCGGGAGGAGGGCGCGACACGCGGCGCGGCCAGCCAUGCAUGCGCUGAUGCUCAGGGCGCGGCCGCUCCUUGCAUGUGAUGAAGAUGAAGAUGAGGAGGAGGAGCCGCCCUCCGCCUCCUCCGGACUGUGGGAUGCCCGCUGCCUCCCGAGGUUUUGGGGGGUGAUGUUGGGGUUGGCAGCGGCUGGGACACCCCCGGCGAGUCCCCUCCUGCUUGAGGGGGGCUGGGGUCGUUGUUUUUUUCUUUGGUGUGGGAGGGAGGUCGGGAAUCGGCGGCGCCGCCGCGUUGGGAAUUUGCAUGGAAAAGCCUCGGAAGGUGACUGGAUUUGGGGUGUGGGGACGGGAAGGGGAGGUGGGAGCAGAGCCCGGAGCGGAGCGGGAGGCGCUGGGAAGACGCUGGAGACGCACAAAUGCUCUGCAGGCAGCUGAGGGGCAGCGCAGCGGGGCCGUGCCCGCUCCCACCCUGGCCCGGGCGUCCUCAGGGAAAGCGGCCGCGGAUCUCAGGGCACCGGGGGGCUGCGCCUGUCCCCGCCUCUGUCCCUGUCCCUGUCCCCGGGGGCAGGCCCGGCUCCGCUUCCCCCGCGCUCUCGGAGGUCUCGGAGCGAGACUAAACUGUGAAAAUCGGGAUUUUCCCCCUGCAAAGGGGGGUCCCGCUCCUUGUCCCAACCUCGCCCAGCCCGGAGCGGCCCUGCCCUGGGCGGGGACACCCAGGGGACACCCUGGCCGUGCUUCCAAUGCCUGUCCCGGCUCCUGCUCACUCAGGAGAGCCCGAGGGGCCGCGGGGCCACGUCCAGAGCCCGCGGGCAGCGGGCCAGAGCUUCCUAGUGCACUACAUGCCCGAGAUGUUCCCCAUCCCCAGUCCAGGACAGAGCUUCUCACAGCCCUUCUCAAAGCACUUUAACUUUGUGGACUAACAGAUAUUUAUUAUAUCGACUGCUCGUUUCUGUCUUGUAGGAUUUUAUAAUAUUACAGCAGGUGGGGGCGGAUCACAGGAGAGGAAAAUUUUAAAAAAUCCACCACAACAGCUACCAAAAAAACCCCCCCAACCCUUUCAGACCUGUAACCAAAGCGGAUGGUUGGAAUAAAGAGUGGAAAAAAGCA
Messenger RNA from Camarhynchus parvulus, 3270 nucleotides. RefSeq names its product semaphorin 7A (John Milton Hagen blood group) (gene SEMA7A). The record is from RefSeq and is a predicted model, not a curated record. The transcript has 14 exons. Bases 191 to 2092 code for a protein of 633 amino acids. Gene Ontology annotation, cellular component: external side of plasma membrane. Gene Ontology annotation, molecular function: semaphorin receptor binding; integrin binding; chemorepellent activity. Lineage: Eukaryota; Metazoa; Chordata; Aves; Passeriformes; Thraupidae. Gene Ontology annotation, biological process: negative chemotaxis; axon guidance; positive regulation of axon extension.